AAUGACAGUUGUAUCAGGGUUUAAGGGACCUGGACAUCAUGUUACAAGGAGCUUCUAUCUCAGUAAACCAUGGCAAGCAGUAAGAAGAUAAAGAAGAAAUUAGAAGGCCAAGAUCCAAUUGCACAGACAGAAAAAAAUAGUAAGAAAUCCAAAGGAAAAAAAGGAGAGGAGACAGAUUCUGAAGAUCCACAUCAGGCCACAAAGAAACUGAAAAAGAAAAAGACAGAAACCACACAAGAAAAAGGAGGUACAUCUAAAUCCAAAAAGGACACUUCUAAAGCUAAAGAAGCGAUAUCUAAAUCUAAAGACACAUCUUCUAAAGAAACAUCUAAGGGGAAGAAGAAUUUCAGUGCAAGCAAAACUUCCAAGCAGAAACUAGACUCAGAAGGAGAAUCAGAGGAAGAAGAAGCCCCCAAGAAGGCAAAGAAGAAAGGCAGCAGUGAAUCAGCAUCUGAGAAGAAACAAAAAGGAGAUGAAAAUGAAUCUGAGACAAAGAAUGCAAAAGCCAAAAACAAGAAAAAAGAAUCUGGAUCCAAGUUUCAAGUUAAUGGGGGGAAAAAGGAAGAGAAGAAAAAGAAAGGUCAGGAUGAAGCAGAUAAAGAUUCAGAUUCCAGUUCAAAACCUCUAAAAUCAACAAAGAAAAAAGCGACAUCUAUGUUUCAGACAAAAGGGGAUGUCUCUAAAGAUGCGAAGGGAAAAAAGAAAGAUAUAUCAAAGUCAAAUGAGGAGGAAGAAGAGGAAGAAGAAGAGCCAACAAAAAACACAAAUAAGAAAGGGAAAAAGGGAAAAAAAUCUAAGAAGAAAGAGGAACGGCCACCUUCACCAGUUAUAGAAGUGGACAAUCUAGAGGAGUUUGUUCUGCGUCCAGCACCACAAGGAGUAACUAUUAAGUGCAAAGUAACAAGAGAUAAGAAAGGAAUGGAUAGAGGAUGGUACCCUACAUACUAUGUCCAUCUUGACAAUGACAAAAAGGUGUUCCUACUGGCUGGAAGGAAGAGGAAAAAAAGCAAAACAUCAAAUUAUUUGAUUUCUAUUGAUGCUACAGACCUCUCACGAGGUGGAGAAAAUUUCAUUGGAAAACUAAGAUCAAAUCUGAUGGGGACAAAAUUCACAGUAUUUGAUAAUGGUGCAAGUCCAGACAAAGCCAACUCUGACUGGUCUAAUGUACGACAGGAACUGGCAGCCAUUGCGUAUGAAACAAAUGUUUUGGGGUUUAAAGGGCCUCGUAAAAUGACAGUACUAAUACCAGGGAUGGAUGAAGACUGCGAAAGAGUCCCCGUUCGUCCCCGAAAUGAUAAUGAUGGACUCCUUCAGCGAUGGCAGAACAAGAACAUGGAGAAUCUCAUUCAGUUGCACAACAAGAGUCCAGUGUGGAAUGAUGAAACACAGUCCUAUGUGCUUAACUUCCAUGGCCGUGUUACACAUCCAUCUGUCAAAAAUUUCCAGAUUGUCCACGCUGAUGACCUGGAUUACAUCAUCAUGCAGUUUGGACGAGUAGCUGAUGACGCCUUUACCAUGGACUAUAAAUAUCCUAUGUGUGCAGUCCAAGCUUUUGCUAUUGCUUUGUCCAGUUUUGAUGGGAAGCUUGCAUGUGAAUAACAAAACGAAAGAAGUCUUCACAUCUACACAUUUAUGAAACAGGAUAGAUGUUAAUCUUAAUAAAAUAACUAAAUAACUUUUUAAAAU
Messenger RNA from Xenopus laevis (African clawed frog), 1686 nucleotides. It is a transcript of the gene tulp1.S, whose product is annotated as TUB like protein 1 S homeolog. The transcript is spliced from 13 exons. Lineage: Eukaryota; Metazoa; Chordata; Amphibia; Anura; Pipidae. The record is from RefSeq and is a predicted model, not a curated record. The coding region runs from base 70 to 1599 and encodes 509 amino acids.